AUGAAAAUUCUGCAAAAGAAAGGUUAUAAAGUGGAACGUCCCUUGAACAAGGGGUCCUAUGGCACUGUUGUCCUGGCGCAUCGCUUAUUUCGUACUACUCGGUACAAAGAUAGCAAAUAUGCAAUAAAGUGUAUCAAAAAGCCUUCCCCAAUUUUUCUGGAUGAAGUGAAUAUCCUUCGGGAACUCUCUCGUUACCGUCAUCGUAACAUUAUUCACUUUGUCGAGUCUUUUGAAGACCAUGUAUAUUACUACGUUGUGCUUGAGUACUGCCCAUUUGGUGAUUUGUACGAGUGUAUUUUGAAUGACGACUUCCCAAAUGCUAAGAAUCAACCGGAAAUGAUCAAAGAUAUUUUUCUCCAAGUCGUUGAUGGUGUUUCCCAUAUGCAUUCUCUUGGUAUUUAUCAUCGAGAUUUGAAACCAGAAAACUUUCUAUUAUCUCUGUCUGAUGACGGCAAUGAUCUUGUUGUGAAAAUCAGUGAUUUUGGUCUUGCUUGCAGAGAUACCACUUCUCAUGAAUAUGGCACCGGGAGUGACCGUUAUAUGGCCCCAGAACAAUUCGAAGAGGUCGACGAUAUGGGGUACAGUCCCCGUGCCGCUGAUAUCUGGGCCAUUGGAAUUUGCCUCCUGAAUCUUAUUUUUGCCCGCAACCCUUUUGCUUAUCCAAAUGAACGGGAUCCUAUUUUCGCGGAUUACGUACUUGAUCCCAUGACUUUGUUUGAUGUAUUCCCUACUCUCAGUCAGGAUACAUACGAAGUCUUGAGAGCUUGCCUAUGCGUUACACCUGAGAAACGUUCUUUGGAAAAGACCAGGGAAGCUGUAAUAGCUGUCAACAAUUGGACGACGGAUGGUGAAGAAUUAGAAACUAUUGUGAACGAGGACGAAGAUUUUUGCCCUUCGAACUUUCUGUUUGAUGAAAAUAUCAUUCGUUGUACACAAUCCGAUAGAGAACCUUUACGAACACCUUCUUUACUAACGCCCGCUGCUACGAUGCAACGUGGAUUGCUUCCUUCGAAACUUCAACCCCUCUCUGACUUAGAUGAGAAUGUGUCUGUUGUAUCUUCCCCCCAGUCUCCUAUUUCUCCAGCUGCUGUUAACACCAGCGAUCGCUCAUAUGACUCUGGGCUCGGCGAAAGCUUGAAAAAUAUGCAUAUUAGUAAGCCUACUCCUAUGCCUGUCAACACCAAGCGAUCUCCCUACUCGUGCAGUGCGCCAGCCAUCGUCUUUCCUAACAGCAUCAAGGGCAACAAAGAUCAUUUGAAGUUUGGACGUAGUUGGUGUGAUAUGGAUGAAGAAGAAGAAGACAAUCUUAGCAUUGGCAGUCAUGACGAUUUUGGAGCCGCUGAUGAAAUAAAUGCAAAAGACUUUGGACUUGCUGAUGACUGGAACGUGCUUUCGCAAUGGAAUGAUAACGCUUAA
This is a messenger RNA of Schizosaccharomyces osmophilus, 1416 nucleotides long. It is a transcript of the gene ksp1, whose product is annotated as serine/threonine protein kinase Ksp1. The coding region runs from base 1 to 1416 and encodes 471 amino acids. The record is from RefSeq and is a predicted model, not a curated record. Gene Ontology annotation, molecular function: protein serine/threonine kinase activity; ATP binding. Gene Ontology annotation, cellular component: cytoplasm; nucleus. Gene Ontology annotation, biological process: protein phosphorylation; meiotic recombination checkpoint signaling. NCBI's taxonomy places the organism in Eukaryota, Fungi, Ascomycota, Schizosaccharomycetes, Schizosaccharomycetales, Schizosaccharomycetaceae. The transcript has a single exon.